UCAGUAGAGCUUGCCACCAAUGAGGUUUCGGAGCAGAACCCACUUCCCAAAAUGGAGCAAACAGCAAGCCAGAAAAGCACUGCUUCGUUUUUUGGUUUGUUUAGUGGUGCUGAUAGAGUUGACUAUGUGCUUAUGUUCUUUGGAAGUGUUGGGACGUGCGCCCAUGGGGCUGCACUUCCUGUUUUCUUUGUUUUGUUUGGUCGUAUGAUUGAUUCUUUGGGAAAUUUAUUUAAGAAUCCCCGUCAAUUAUCUUCGCACGUUUCAGAGAAUGCUUUGUACUUGAUAUAUCUUGGACUAAUAGUAAUGGCCUCAGCGUGGAUAGGUGUGGCAUCGUGGAUGCAGACGGGGGGAGAGGCUGACUGCUCAGUUGCGAGUGAAGUAUCUCGAGUCAAUUUUAAAGAAGGAUAUUAGUUUCUUCGACACUGAAGCCAGAGAUGCUAACAUCCUUUUCCACAUAUCAAGUGAUGCAAUUCUAGUUCAAGAUGCUAUAGGAGACAAAACAGGCCAUGCUUUGCAUUACCUUUCACAGUUUAUUGUCGGGUUUGCCAUCGGAUUUGCAUCCGUUUGGCAGCUUACGCUUCUCACCUUAGCUGUUGUACCAUUGAUUGCUAUGGCAGGAGGAGCUUAUACUGUAAUUAUGUCUACAUUGUCAGAAAAAGGAGAGGCUGCCUAUGCCGAAGCUGGAAAAGUCGCAGAAGAGGCUCUUUCGCAAGUUCGAACAGUGUACUCAUUUGUAGGGGAGGAUAGAGCAAUUGAAGCAUACUCCAUGUCACUUAAUAAGGCCCUCAAAUUUGGUAAGAAGAGUGGGUUUGCAAAAGGAAUUGGUGUAGGCUUUACUUAUGGCCUAUUGUUCUGUGCUUGGGCAUUGCUUAUAUGGUAUGCUGGCAUACUUGUUAGACAUGGACAAACAAAUGGAGGAAAAGCAUUCACAACAAUUAUCAACGUCAUAUUUAGUGGCUUUGCUCUUGGUUAAGCGGCUCCAAACCUCGCCGCCAUCGCUAAAGGUCGAGCUGCUGGUGGCAAUAUCUUGAGCAUGAUUGAAACAGAUGCCAACUCUUCUGAUAGAUCAGAUAGUGGAAUUUUGAUUCCAACAGUAUCUGGUAAAAUUGAGUUUUGUGAGGUCUGUUUGGCCUAUCCAUCAAGACCGGAUAUGGUUUUUCAAAACUUGAGCUUUGCAAUUAGCUCUGGUAAGACUUUUGCAGUGGUGGGCCCUAGUGGUUCAGGAAAGAGCACUAUUAUGUCCAUGGUUGAACGCUUCUAUGAACCUACUUCAGGUAAAAUUUUAUUGGAUGGACAUGAUCUUAAAACUCUGCAGUUGAAAUGGCUGAGAGAACAGAUGGGAUUGGUUAGCCAAGAACCAGCACUUUUUGCCACUACGAUAAUUGACAAUAUUUUCUUCGGUAAAGAAGACGCAAACAUGGAUUGGAUUAUUGAAGCUGCCAAAGCUGCAAAUGCUCAUUCUUUUAUUGAAGAGCUACCUAAUGGUUACUAUACUCAGGUGGGAGAAGGAGGAACUCAGCUUUCAGGUGGGCAAAAACAAAGAAUUGCUAUUGCAAGAGCAGUGCUGACAAACCCAAAGAUAUUACUCCUAGAUGAGGCAACCAGUGCUCUUGAUGCCGAAUCUGAACUAAUUGUUCAGCAGGCACUAGACAAAAUCAGGUCAAACAGAACUACAAUCAUUGUUGCUCAUCGACUUUCCACCAUCCGAGACGUUGAUACGAUCAUUGUCCUGAAGAAUGGUGAGGUUCUCGAGAGUGGAACUCAUUCAGAAUUGAUAUCCAAGGAAGGAGAGUAUGCAACCCUUGUGAGCUUGCAGGUUUCACGGCAAGCUAAAGUUUUAAGCCCUUUGUCUUGCUCCCAAAGUUCAAGGAGUCUCAGCUUCCGCGAACUCUCGGAUAGUAAGCACCAUCAAGAAGACUCUAACUCAAAUACAAGAAGGGACUUUGAGCAAAGUGAUCAUGAAAAACUGUCCUCCCCAAGCUUUGAUCAAGCUUCAGCAAUACGUGAGUUGGAAAGGAGAACUCAUGUCUUAAGUGCUUUUUAUUCCUCUGACGACUCUCGAAUCAAACAAGAGGUUCAACGUGUGGCUCUCAUAUUUGUUGGAUUACUACUCCAACACUAUUUCUAUACAUUAAUGGGAGAAAGACUGACUUCUCGUGUUCGCUUGUUGAUGUUCUCUGCUAUGCUUUCCAAUGAAGUGGGGUGGUUUGAUUUAGAGGAGAACAAUACUGGCUCUCUAACUUCGAUUCUAGCAGCAGACGCUACAUUAGUAAGAAGUGCUCUAGCUGACCGUCUGUCAACAAUUGUGCAGAACAUAGCCCUCACUGUGACAGCCUUUGUCAUUGCCUUCAUACUAAGUUGGCGUAUUGCAGCUGUUGUCGUUGCCUCGCUUCCUUUACUUAUUGGAGCUUCCAUCACGGAACAACUUUUUCUCAAGGGAUUUGGAGGAGACUACAACCAGGCCUACUCCAAAGCAACUGCUGUGGCACGUGAAGCAAUUGCCAAUAUACGCACUGUAGCUGCAUUUGGCGCUGAAGAGAGACUCUCAACACAAUUUGCCUCUGAACUAAACCAACCAACCAACCAAGCAUUUUUGAGAGGCCACAUAUCGGGUUUUGGCUACGGCCUGUCACAGCUUUUUGCAUUUUGCUCCUAUGCGCUUGGCCUGUGGUACGCCUCAAUCUUAAUCAAGAAAAACGAAUCAAACUUUGGGGAUAUCAUGAAAUCCUUCAUGGUUCUCGUAAUCAUAGCCUUGGCAAUAGCAGAAACUCUAGCCCUCACUCCAGACAUUGUGAAAGGGUCCCAAGCACUUGGCUCGGUUUUACGAAUUCUCCGAAGGAAAACAGCAAUUCAUCCCAACAGCCCCACAUCAAAUAUAGUCAGUAAUAUCAGGGGAGAUGUAGAAUUCAGGAACGUGUGUUUUAGUUAUCCUGAAAGACCCGAUAUCACCAUUUUGGAUGAUUUGAACUUAGAAGUCUCGGUAGGAAAGAGUCUUGCAGUGGUUGGACCAAGUGGGUCCGGAAAGAGCACAAUGAUCGGACUAGUAAUGAGAUUCUACGACCCUAAUAUUGGUCAAGUACUGAUUGAUGGGUAUGACAUCAAAAGCCUAGACCUGAAAUCACUAAGGAAGAAGAUAGGCUUGGUUCAGCAAGAGCCAGCACUGUUUGCAACCACAAUAUAUGACAACAUCAAAUAUGGAAGAGAAGAUGCCUCGGAAAUCAAGGUUAUGAAAGCAGCCAGAGCAGCGAAUGCUCACGGUUUCAUAAGCAGAUUGCCAGAGGGUUGCAAAACUCAAGUGGGGGGGGGGGGGGGGGACAGAGGAGUUCAGCUCUCAGGAGGACAAAAACAGAGAGUGGCCAUUGCCAGAGCAAUACUAAAGGACCCUGCAAUUCUGCUUUUGGACGAAGCCACAAGCGCUUUGGAUGUGGCAUCAGAGAGGGUGGUUCAGGAGGUACCUGAUAUGCUGAUGGAACGCAGGACUACAAUUUUGGUCGCACACAGGUUGUCAUCGAUACAGAAUGCAGAUUGCAUUGUGGUUAUGCAGCAGGGGAAGGUGGUUCAAGUGGGAAGCCAUGAUGAGCUAGUUGGCCAAACCGGCAGUGUUUAUAGACAGUUGGUUAGUUCACAACAAGAACAUAGAAGCCCUUGA
Molecule: messenger RNA, 3649 nt
Organism: Morus notabilis
Lineage: Eukaryota; Viridiplantae; Streptophyta; Magnoliopsida; Rosales; Moraceae
Product: ABC transporter B family member 13
Biological process (GO): transmembrane transport
Cellular component (GO): membrane
Molecular function (GO): ATP binding; ABC-type transporter activity; ATP hydrolysis activity
Source: RefSeq, a predicted model, not a curated record